Messenger RNA from Drosophila sulfurigaster albostrigata, 1577 nucleotides. Its product is annotated as venom serine protease. Lineage: Eukaryota; Metazoa; Arthropoda; Insecta; Diptera; Drosophilidae. The record is from RefSeq and is a predicted model, not a curated record. The transcript is spliced from 4 exons. Bases 42 to 1229 code for a protein of 395 amino acids. Gene Ontology annotation, biological process: proteolysis. Gene Ontology annotation, molecular function: serine-type endopeptidase activity.
CAGUUGUCUUUAUUACAGCCACCAAUUAAUAUUCGGCAAGCAUGUUUAAGUUAAGUGCGAUAUUGCUUGCUGUGCCAAUUUUCUUUGCCCUGGCUAAGUCACAACAAUGCAAUUGGCAGUACAGCUUGCAGCCAGGUCAAACAAUCAAUAUAACAAGUUCGAAUUAUCCGAGACCAUUUCCAGCCGGCAGCAGUUGUCGCUAUCAGCUGCAUGCACCUGCCUCCCAUGUUAUACAUCUGAGUUGUGUCUUUGAAGUGUAUCCCGAUAUGUGUCAGUCGAACUUUCUUUAUGUAUCUCGGGAUGGUGACCUCCAAUUUCGCGAUGGCGAACGCUUUUGCCGUACAGGACGAGUUACACUUGCCUCACACUUUCAAACCAUGGCCAUCGGCUAUCAUUCCACUAACUUUGCGUCUCAGCAGCAAGCCAGACUGAGCUGCCAGGCGAUUGCAGUUCGUGUGCCCUGCGACUGUGGCUGGUCUCUGACAACGCGUAUUACCAACGGCAAGGAGGCGAUCAAGCAUGAGUUUCCCUCAAUGGUGGGACUGCGAGAUAUCAGCUCAAAUCUUCCCAUAUUUUGUGGUGGCAGCAUCAUCAGUGAUCGCUUCAUUGUCACAGCAGCACAUUGCACAGAUCGUCAGCCCGUUGCGAGUCGCAUUGUGGCCAUAGUUGGUGUCCACGAUCUCAGUCUAUCUGGUGAAUCAAUGUUUGCCUCGCAAUAUGCCAUACAAAGCAUUAUCAGGCAUCCGAAUUACAGCAGCACUCGGAAUACCAACGACAUUGCUCUGCUCCAGACUGUGAGACGCUUUGUUUGGUCACGCGGUGUUGCUCCAAUUUGUCUGCCCUUCAGACAAACUCAGGGCGGCGAAGCCUACGAUGUUGUGGAUAUCGCCGGAUGGGGAACUUUAGGUUUUGGUUCAGGCAAAUCGAAUACGUUGCAAAAGGCGAAUGUGAUGACGAUUGUCAACUCCGACUGCAGUUCUAGUUAUAACAUCAGUAUAGACGCUAAUCAAGUGUGCACAUAUGAUCACACAGGACGAGGACAGGACUCUUGCCAAUACGAUUCAGGAGGUCCUGUCAUACUGCGUCAGCGGAAUCGCAUGUUUCUGCUCGGUGUGAUCAGCUAUGGACGCUCCUGUGGCCAAAGAUAUGGCAUCGGGGUGAACACCCGAAUCUCGUCGCAUCUGAAGUGGAUAGGCGACUAUGUGGGCAACUCAGUGUGUGUGCGUUAAGGAUGGACUGUGUACACGAAUUGAUGAAAUGCUGCAAGCUUAAAGAUUUUCUAUACAACUAUCUUGACAUUGCCCCUCUGGCAACAACACCUUCUUUUGCCUUCUUGAAGUGCUCGAAUUUACUUCUGCUUCAGUUUGACAGUCUUCGAGUGUUGACAAAAGCCUUAAUUUGCAUUUAAAUUAAAAAGCAGUGACAUGUUUUGCCUACAUUUAAACAAGACGCAACGCAGCCCCAAUCCUUAGCCUCUGUGCAUAGUUUGCACGCACUGCAAUCAAAUCUGAAGGCAUUUGCUACACUAACUCAAUUGAUUAGCUACAGUUCUUUUAGGAGUUAAAGAAUAACCUAAU